Messenger RNA from Penaeus chinensis, 5330 nucleotides. Its product is annotated as dual specificity tyrosine-phosphorylation-regulated kinase 1A-like. Gene Ontology annotation, biological process: positive regulation of DNA-templated transcription; peptidyl-threonine phosphorylation; peptidyl-serine phosphorylation. The transcript is spliced from 9 exons. The record is from RefSeq and is a predicted model, not a curated record. Gene Ontology annotation, molecular function: ATP binding; transcription coactivator activity; protein serine/threonine/tyrosine kinase activity. Lineage: Eukaryota; Metazoa; Arthropoda; Malacostraca; Decapoda; Penaeidae. Gene Ontology annotation, cellular component: nucleus. The coding region runs from base 1183 to 3771 and encodes 862 amino acids.
CGCUCAGCAAGCCAGUCAAGUCCGCUGCCAUAUUUGAGGAGUGCGCCCGAACUCUCCUCUGAUCGAUUUGCUCUAUUAUCGCGCUAAUUGUAUACUGUGUGGAGUAUACGUGUGGUAUAUACGAACGAGGAGAUACCGUCGGCAGGAUAUACACCCAGGAAUACACCCAAGAACCCUGGAAAAUAGGAUAGCAAGGAUUUAACGUGAGGAUUCAAAUAAUGGUGGACUAACUCCCUUCAUGUUUUGACGGGAGAAGUCUCUUGUGUGGUGUUUAUACGCGCUUUGUAGCCUCGAGUGUGAUGAUCCACGAGUUUAGAGUUUGUUCGUAAGUGUUACGAACUCGGAGAGGAAGAGAGAGAGGAAUUAUCAGUGUAAUAUUAGUGUUUUGGGCGAGUGUUUUGACCCUUGUGGGCGCGUCCAUUAUCGCGCGCGGGGGAGGACGCUGACGAGACUCCCUCAAAACGUAAACAAACUGCGUUAUCCUUAAAAAAAUACUUCGUGUGUUGGAAAUGAAUGCAAUUUUCAAUGACACCCAAAAAGAAAUCGUCAUUUAAAGGACCCUUUGACACUAUUUCUUCGAAGCCAGAUUGAUUACGGCGCAGAAAUAGUGGAAUAGGAAGGCGGUGCAGGAGAGACCUGGAACAUCCUCCAGGCAGGAGAGCGGAAGACUGGCUCGGAUGCUUUUAUUCAGCUGCUGUUUUGUCUCUAGUACAGCAAUAUGCAGGAGGAUGAAACAGCCAUUAUUGCACAUCCACUGGUUUUAGUUGCAAGGGGAGCAAGAAGGCGGAGGAGUGUGGUUUUAUUACAUGCAUGGAUUGUAUGAGUGAAGGCUGUUGGGUUUUAACUCACGGAAGAGAUACAUAUCACAAGAGUUUGCCAAAGCUCUAGAUGCUCUAAGGAAUAUUCUUAAGAAGUUGUUGUGUUGGAUUUUGGUAUUUUAUAAGAACUAGUUGGUAAUAACUGAGUGUAGCUACAGCUGUGAUUGCGUGUGACUGUGAUUGAAAUUAUUGGAUCUGGGACGGAAAGGGUGAGCGAGGGGUUGCGCCACCCAGCAAGGUAUCCAGGAGCUCCCUGGGUAGAGCACAAGAGUUCCGUUUGAGCCUGGCAGGAGCCGGGAUAGCGAGCCUUGGGGAGUGCGAGUGCAGUGGUGGGGCCGGGCCGGGCCAUGCAGGCGGGGGUGCCAUGGUGCUGGUGAGUGGGGGAGGGGGGGACGGCUCGGGUGCCGCAGCAGCUGGUGGGCGUGUGGGUGGGGCGGCCGCGGCAGCCCAAGCCAUGGACAAGGCCUGGGGGGUGACCGUGGCCCCCCCGAAUCAGCACAAGCGCCAUGACCCCUGGCACAAACAUGAGCUGGCAGACAAGGAGAGAGCCAAGCAGAUGCGUGACAUGGGAGGAGGAUACGGGGGUCGGCCCAACCUCCUGUAUGGCAAGCUGUGUUCGGAGGACCAGUUACAGCAGUUGGGGGUGUCAUUGGAUUAUGUCCCACCGGAGGACCAGCUUUCCUCGGCUCAUCGAACCUCGCAGCAACCUCCCGCCCAUGGUUCGGUAGGUGGGAGCCAGGCAGCAGUGAGUGGUGGGGGUGCCUACAAGUCAGUACCACUACAAGCACUCCACCGAUCCCCAGCUGAGCGGAGAUACCGAGACCCAGCACAGGGCCCUCUACGGAAACUCUCUGUCGAUCUCAUCAAAACUUACAAGCACAUAAAUGAGGUUUACUAUGCCAAGAAGAAGAAGCGCGCCCAACAAACGCAGGGCCAGAGUCCUAGCAUGCACAAAAAGGAACGGAAGGUUUACAAUGACGGCUAUGAUGAUGACAACCACGACUACAUCAUCAAGUCAGGGGAGAAGUUUGAGGACAGAUAUGAGAUUGACUCUUUGAUAGGGAAGGGCUCUUUCGGUCAGGUUGUGAAGGCCUUCGACCACGAGGAACAGACGUGGACGGCCAUCAAGAUCAUCAAGAAUAAGAAACCUUUCCUUAACCAGGCGCAGAUUGAGGUGAAGCUGCUGGAGAUGAUGAACCGAGCAGACUCCGACAACAAGUAUUAUAUAGGUAAAGACAAGAUAGUGCGGUUGAAGCGUCAUUUCAUGUGGCGUAAUCACCUGUGCCUGGUGUUUGAGCUGUUAUCCUACAACCUGUACGACCUCUUGCGUAACACCAACUUCAGGGGGGUUUCACUCAACCUAACCCGCAAGUUUGCGCAGCAGUUGUGUACAGCACUUCUCUUCCUGUCCACGCCGGAGCUUCAGAUCAUUCACUGUGAUCUCAAACCUGAAAAUAUCCUGUUGUGCAACCCCAAGCGAAGUGCCAUCAAGAUUGUGGACUUCGGCAGUUCUUGUCAAAUGGGGCAAAGGAUAUACCAGUACAUUCAGUCAAGGUUUUACCGUUCCCCUGAAGUGUUACUGGGAAUCCCAUACAACAUGGCCAUUGACAUGUGGAGUCUAGGCUGUAUACUUGUGGAGAUGCAUACAGGAGAACCUUUAUUUUCAGGGGCCAAUGAGGUGGACCAGAUGAACAAGAUAGUGGAAGUGUUAGGGAUGCCACCAAAGCACAUCCUCGACAUGGCGACUAAAGCACGACGCUAUUUUGAUAAGUUACCUGAUGGGACCUAUAUUCUAAAGAAACCAAAGGAUGGCAAGAAAUACAAGCCGCCAAUGAGUCGUAAAUUGCGGGACAUUAUUGGGGUAGAGAGCGGCGGUCCGGGCGGGCGGCGCUUGAAUGAGCAGGGUCACUCAGUCUCGGAUUAUCUCAAGUUUGAGGAUCUGAUUAAGAAAAUGCUUGAUUAUGACCCAAAGACACGGAUCACUCCAUAUUAUGGGCUGCAGCACAAUUUCUUCAAACGAACGAGUGACGAAUCCACAAACACGAGUAACUCCACCAGUCCAGCAAUUGAACACACGGUGGCCUCCCCAAUCAACCAUUCAACCUCACAAACUGUGGUGGUGUCGGGUCGUGCACGGUCAGACCCUUCGCACCAGCACACUCACACAGGGCACUCUCAUGGGGCUAUGGACUGUGAGGUGUUUACUCAUCAUGCAGCUCAUCCUCCCCACUCUGCCCACCAUCCCCGCCACGUGCACCCAUACCAUGCCCACCGUUGUCGACCACUGGACCCUCGCCCUCUAGAUGCAGCCGGACGGCCCCAACCUCAGGCUACGGCAGCAGGCAGCGUAGCUGCUGCCGGAGGAUCCUUGCCACCAACGGCAGUGUAUGCAGCUCACCCAUAUUUGCCGAUGGCACUGGACUGUACCCAGACCGGCUCUGUGAAUCUGCCCUUGGCACCUAGUGGUGGUAGUAGUGGUGGUGGUCCACCCCAAGCAUCCUACCAGUAUCCUGGCAUUCCCUCCUUCCCACCUUCCACUUCCAGUAGUAGUGGAGGCAGUGGAGGACAAGGAAGCAUGGUCGGGUAUAGCUACCCUGGUGGUUCUCUAGUGCCGGUUGUGUCAGGAGGCCCCAGUGUACUGUAUGAAGGGGCACGCCCACCUGGGGGUCAUCUUGAGCAACCACAACCGCUGCCCAUGUCUCAGCAAGGUGCAGCAGGAGCAGCAGCAGUGGCAGCAGGAGCAGUGCGGGUGGGACAAAGACAGAGCAGCAGUGGUGGAGGAGGUGGAGGAGGAGGAGGAGGAGGUGGAGGAGGUGGAGGAGGUGGAGGAGGUGGAGGAGGAGGAGCAGGAGGAGCAGGAGGAGGAGGUGGUGGUAGUGGCUCAGGAGGGGCUGGUGCAGGGGGUGAGGACAGCCCCAUGGUGGUGCAGCACAGCCCCCUGGCCAGUCAUUAACCCCUGGGCUGACCUAGCAACCUGCUCAACAGUGUAUUGUAAACAGUGGGCAGCCAGGCUUAGGACAGCUAGGAGUAAGUGAGCCUGGGCCGAGACAGCGCAGGGCGGGUGGGCACAUUGUGGUGCAGGACCGUGUGUGCCUGUGUGAUGUGAGCCUGUAACACCCAGAGUGGAGGCUGGCGGGGAACCACCCAUGUUUCAGCGCCGCCGCCCCCCGGCCCCCCUCUCUCUCCUGCCACUGCUUUUAUCUUGUUAUUUAUUAUUCUGGUGAGGAGGGACUGGCCAAGGGCCGCCCUGCAUCUGGCUGCCGGGCUGCCCGGGGGCCGGGCCGGCUGCGUUGGCUAAUCCAGUCUCAGGAACUCCCUCCCCCCACCGCCACCACCACAUCUAGACUACCACUUCCCUUACCCUCAUCAACACUCCUCAAAUAAUGCCAUCACUACCACACCCAUCAAUAGAUCACCACCAGCAUAUUGCCUGCCACUGAUGCAUUGAUAGUGCAGUAAACCCCUCCUUUUUCCCUUUGUCUGUCUGAUAUGCAUAACGUUCAUAACUCAGUAUUCAGUGAGUGCAUUUUGGAUUAUUGCACUCCAAUAUCCUCCUACUACUUUUCCCAACCUUUUUCUGAUCUUCAGUCUUGCAGAAGCACUUAUCAUGCAGAAAAAACACCUUCAGAGCAACACUGGUUCAGCUGGCUCCUCUCUCACAACAGAAAUAUUACACAUAGUGAGCCAGUUCAAAAGUGUAGACAACAAAAAAAAAAUAAUCAUGAACCGUUUAGCCUUGUUCUACAUUGAAAAAGUCAUUGUUAAGUGAGAUAAACAGGCAUAUUUCAAUAUUACAGCAACACAAACAUUGAUCUCAUAUUUGGCAGCUUAAACAUUUAAAAAUCUUCAGUAAAAAAAUAUUAAAAUUCACUAACCAAUGGUGAUACAGAGCACCCGAAAUCUAAGCAUUUAUCCAGUUUGCUCACAUGUGAACAGGCAACAACCCACAAAAAAGAAACAUUCAGCUUUUCUUACAUGUAAACAGUCAUGCAUAUACAGUUGUUACAAUUUCCUUUCCCUGACAUUCAUCCCUCCCACAAAAGCAUAUGGUGUAACUUUCUUCUACACCUCAUUGAAUGUAUCAUUCGUACAGCAGGAUCCUAUAUAUGCAAGCAGCUGGUGCAUUUACAGCUAAGUUUUGUGCAUCCUGCUGAUGCAUUACAUAAAUCACAUCUCUUAGGACAAUGAGUUCUGUUCAUGUUGAGCCAGUUUCCCCACUAAACCAGCUGCUACAAUUUCCAAACAGGAACUGUCAAACACCCAUAUCCAAGUGUAGUAUCAGUCAUCAGUCAUCCCAUCCCCCUCUCAUUCCAUCCUACACAACAACCCCACCCUGCACAUCCAGCUUCAGGCCAGCUGGACUCUGCUCAGUCUGAUAGCAGCUUGUAGCAUUUGUAGAGUAUAUUCCAAUCUGUACUUCAAAACCAUAAGUAUCAAAAUACAGUCAUAAAUUAUCUCUUUUUUUGUUGGUUCAUGCUGAAUCUUCAAUUUUCAACUGCCCUAAUUCCCUAU